Cygnus atratus (black swan) is the source of this 969-nucleotide messenger RNA. Its product is annotated as carbonic anhydrase 15-like. The coding region runs from base 1 to 969 and encodes 322 amino acids. Gene Ontology annotation, molecular function: zinc ion binding; carbonate dehydratase activity. Lineage: Eukaryota; Metazoa; Chordata; Aves; Anseriformes; Anatidae. Gene Ontology annotation, cellular component: plasma membrane. The transcript is spliced from 8 exons. The record is from RefSeq and is a predicted model, not a curated record.
AUGGGGCCUCAGGGGCUGGGGAUAACUUUUGUGACUUUGCCUCUUGUCAUCCGAGCGGCCGCGGGAGGGCAGUGGUGCUACGACUCGCAGGACCCCAAGUGCGGCCCCAGCCACUGGAAGGAGCUGAAGGCCACAUGCGGCGGCAGCAAGCAGUCCCCAGUUAACAUCGACAGGCGCCGGCUGCAGAGGGACAGCGGCCUUGGGGACAUCGUCUUUGAGGGCUACGACCAGGCCCCCCCGGGCAAGUGGAGGCUGGUGAACAAUGGGCACACGGUGAUGCUGAGCCUGGAGGGUGAGCCGGCCUCCGAGCACAUCGCCAUCAGCGGCGGUGGCCUCCCCGGCCGGUACCGCGCGCUGCAGCUCCACUUCCACUGGGGCAGCCCGGCCGGGAAUGGCUCCGAGCACACCCUGGACGGGCACCAGCUCCCCAUGGAGCUGCACAUCGUCCACAUCAACGUCAAGUACCGCACCCUGGGGGAGGCCAAGGGGCACCCGAGCGGGCUGGCCGUCCUGGGCUGCUUCUUCCAGGUCUCUGAAGCCCCAAACCCCAACUACAACACCAUCGUCAGUGGCCUGAGGAACAUCUCCCACGCUGGGCAGUCUGUGGACCUGGCCUCCACCUUCCGCCUGGGCACACUGCUGCCACAUGCCAGCCGGCUCUCCAGGUACUACCGCUACCAGGGCUCCCUCACCACCCCUGACUGCAGCGAGGCCGUCGUCUGGACCGUGUUCGAGGAGCCCGUGGACAUCGGCUGGGCGCAGCUGCGGGCGUUCGUGAACACCGUCUACUUCCCGGCCUCGGGCCCCAUGCCCCUGAAGAUGACCGACAACUUCCGCCCACCACAGCCACUCCGCAGCCGCAAGGUCUUCGCCUCCAGGGACGCCACCUCGAGCCGCGGCUGCCCCUGCCACCUCCUGUCCCCCCUGCUCCUUCUGGCCCUGCUCAGCCCCCUCUCGCCAUCCCCAUAG